AGUGGAAUCUAUUCAUACAUUUUUAUGGUAAGUUUUAGGGUUUAAGAUCUCCAACAAGAGAGUUUAAAUCUCUCCAUUUGCCACCAUCAUCACCACCUCCUGCUGCUACACGUGUAUUGUUGUCAAAAAUGAUGCCUCGAUGGAGCAGAAGUCUUACAAAUAUCAUUUCCAGACAAAAAACCAAAUCCUAUGAUUUCUCCAUUCCUAAUAAACAUUUGUUGUAUCUAUCACCGCCAUACCGACAAAGUUCCAAGGUUGCUGCCGCCACCGCUGUCGAACUGCCGCCUGAUGUCUCUUCUGCUAAAUCAGAGGUAAAUCUGAAUAAGCUGUUCCGUGCUAAGCCAUGCUCUUUAGCAUUGCCACCUGAUUCUCCUCUGAGGAUUGAGGAACCUACUUAUGAAGGUCUCCGUCAUUUUCUUCUUAAAAUGAUGCUAUUCUACAGCAAACAAAGCAAGUCUAUUCGGCAAGCAAAUGUUAUCUACCGUCGCGUUGUUUCUCAAGUUGAUAAACCAGCCAUUUAUGAUGUUUUCAGCCUGGAAAGAACCUUUAGAACAAAUUUCUCUAUGCUUAUGAUACACAUGUGGCUUUGUUUACGUCGCCUGAAAGCCGAAGGACAGGAAGGUGUUGAAUUGGGACAGUAUGUGUAUGAGAUUUAUAAUCAUGACUUAGAGACAAGAGUCUCCAAAGCUGGGGUUAAUUUACUGUUGUCAAAAUGGAUGAGGGAGUUAGAAAAAGUAUUCUAUGGAAACAUUGUUGCUUUUGAUACAGCCAUGCUCCCGGAAGCUAAACCCGGUGACUUGCAGAAUGCAAUUUGGAAAAAUGUCUUUGCUGAAGAUGGUUCAUCAAAGCUGGAUGCCGCUGCAUUACCUUCUGUCAUGGCUUUCACAAGAUAUGUUCGACGGGAAUGUACUUGCUUGUCAUUAACAGAUAAAGAAGCUAUGUUUACUGGAAACUUCAUGUUCACCUCUCUUGAGAACCCAAAACCUUAACAAUUCAGACUAUGGUGAUAGUAGCACACUAGCUAUGAAGGAUGGUAGCAUAGAUGUUUUCUUUAAUAAACCUUUGUUUUGUCUACAACAAGUAUAAAUCCUCUAGUUGAUAAGGUAAAGCAUUUUAGCUUUCAAAAUGAAUGUAUUUUGCCAAAACAAAGGGAAAAGAGUUUGUUGCCACCGUGGUAUUGGAAGUUUGAACGAAGCUUUAGUACUGGUAACUGAAGACGGAGGCAGAUGAUGGGCGAACUCGUUAACCAAUGGAUUUUUGAACAUAAAAAGGAAAGAAAGUACUGUAGUUUGUUUUAGUUGUAAUUGUAAGGAAUUAUCUGGGCGUUGGCACUGGUGUGAAACAAUGGUUAAUUUCACAAGAUCAUCAGGACUUGAAUUAAAUGGAACCUAUGUUUUGAGUUGUGAAACACUA
Molecule: messenger RNA, 1413 nt
Organism: Erigeron canadensis
Lineage: Eukaryota; Viridiplantae; Streptophyta; Magnoliopsida; Asterales; Asteraceae
Product: ubiquinol-cytochrome-c reductase complex assembly factor 1
Exons: 8
Coding region: 129-989 (286 amino acids)
Biological process (GO): mitochondrial respiratory chain complex III assembly
Cellular component (GO): mitochondrion
Source: RefSeq, a predicted model, not a curated record